CCACAACUCAAUCGGCCCGUCGUAGAGCGUGAGAUCGAACGAUUGAAGGUGACCUGAUCCGACUCGCAAGCAAUCGCCAACUGAAGCCAGAUGCUACUCGCGGAUCGCCUGCAACAAAGAUUGUCGAAAUGCAAUUUGUCGAGACCUGUCAGCUUCCCCAACACGACAUUUACUGAUGGACGCGUAUCAAUAUGAUGAGCUUCCCCCGGACGCUUUCCGGUACCUCGUUCUCCUACCGGGCGUCAACAGCGACCCACUCAGAUGCAGUCUCCAUAGUUCAACCAUCGACCAGGCACACUACGAGUCUGUCUCGUAUGUCUGGGGCACCGAUCAGAGAGACCACGACAUUUUCUGCGAUGGUAGGGUUCUGAAGAUUACCCCUAAUCUUUAUAGGGUCCUCCUGCGAGUGAGGUUGCCAGAUACUCCGCGGACCCUUUGGGCGGACUCCAUUUGUAUCAACCAGGAGGACCUGCGAGAGAAGGGCCGUCAGGUGACCAUUAUGGGUCAAAUUUACCGCAACGCAGAACGUGUUCUCAUCUGCAUUGGUACCACUGGAGAAGAGCAUGGGGCCAAUGUGCGUUCGUUGCUCAAGGAUGUUUCCGAGAUGAUUGAUAUCGCUCUCAUCGAGAUCAACAGGGGAGUCGAAGAGAUGAAAAGGAACGGUGAAUGGCAACCGCAGUGGAGUCCUUGGGACUGGUUUCCUUUUUCAGACGCAGAUGCUCCAGUUCUCAGCGACCCACGAUGGGCGUCCUUGAACGUCCUUGUGGAACAAGAAUGGUUCCAGCGAGGUUGGGUCGUCCGAGAAGCAGGACUUGCGCGACAAGGGCUAGUGAUCUGGGGACGAACUGAGUUUCUUUGGGACGACCUGAUGCGAGCUCUCGUCUGGAGGCACCGAAGAGCCGUAAAGACAAUCGUCAUCCCGGCAGAAGACCGUUUUAGAUCCCAUCUUGAAGCUUACGAGGCUCAGCAUCAGGAUAUCAUCUGCGUGUUUUACCAAGCGGGCUCUUGGAAGCCAUGCUCCCUUCUGGACUAUAUCCACUUCGCAAGGGCCCUACGACUGAAGGAUCCACGAGAUAGGAUAUACGCCUUCCUUGAUCUUGCCGAAGAUCCGAGGCGCCAGCUCCGUGUUGUUCCAAACUACAACGAUACGCCGCUAAAGGUUUAUCGUGACUUCGCGACACAUUAUGUGUGUACAACCGGCGAUGUGGACUUACUACACUACGUCAAGCAUGACGAAGACUCACUAAAAUCAGGUUUCAUGACCUGGGCACCCGAUUGGAGCAAGAAAGAAGACAAUUUCAUAGGUUUCGUCUCGACAGCUGAUAACUACCCACCUUUAAGGUCGAGCACAGGGAAGGUCUCCGAGCCAAAAUUGAUCGACGGCACCACUCUCGAAGUCAAGGCAGUCAUCAUCGACUCUGUACGCUUUGCUUCCGAUGUGUUUCAAAGCAGCACGACAACGUCAACAGUGUUGUUUAGGCUGUGGACUUUGGUCCGACAGUCCACACCCGAAACGCCUUACUCUACUGCAAAUAUACUUGAAGCCUUCUUUGAUGCGCUCGCAAUGUCAAAUUAUUAUGGAGAUCUCACCGAGUGGCAUCAGACACGGAGAAUCUACAUUGCGACCUUUGAACGUCUCACUACUCAAAUGCAAGAAUCGGAGGCAGUCAGUUGGGAUGCUGAUGAGAUCGCUACACUCGAAUCGAGCAAGUUCCAUGGCUUUAUCUCCUCAUUGAUAAGCGGCAAGAGGGUCAUUGUUACCGAACGUGGCUACAUCGGCCUUGUGCCUGAUGUCACCCAACAGGGAAAUUUGUGCGGAAUCAUAUUUGGGUGCUCCUCUCCGUGCUUACUUCGGACCACCAGCUCUGAUGAUUGCUACGCCUAUUUAGGUUCUGGCUUCAUCUUAGGCAAAGCAGUCCUUGAUUUGGACGAACACGGCCUAAGAUUCUAUAGCUGUCUAGGAGUUGAGGACAGCAAAGACUGGCUGGAGUGGGACGUCGAAGAGCAGGACAUUUACCUACUUUGAGGACGCAAGUUAGACGCGAGCGCUGACGUUAUCAUAUGGAGCAGUACAACAACAACACCUUGGGAGAGCAGCCUAUCACGUGCCAG
Molecule: messenger RNA, 2112 nt
Organism: Macroventuria anomochaeta
Lineage: Eukaryota; Fungi; Ascomycota; Dothideomycetes; Pleosporales; Didymellaceae
Exons: 1
Coding region: 176-2026 (616 amino acids)
Source: RefSeq, a predicted model, not a curated record